Tripterygium wilfordii is the source of this 645-nucleotide messenger RNA. Its product is annotated as non-specific lipid transfer protein GPI-anchored 31-like. Lineage: Eukaryota; Viridiplantae; Streptophyta; Magnoliopsida; Celastrales; Celastraceae. Gene Ontology annotation, biological process: lipid transport. Gene Ontology annotation, molecular function: lipid binding. The record is from RefSeq and is a predicted model, not a curated record. Bases 1 to 645 code for a protein of 214 amino acids. The transcript has 2 exons.
AUGUCAAAAUUGUGGGUUGCUUUGAAGAUUGCAACUACAUGGGUAAUGCUGAUCAAUGGCAAUGGUGAUAACAAAAUAGCUGCUCCGCCAUCAGUUGAUUGCUCCGCUGUAAUCUAUGAGCUAUUUGAUUGCAUUUCGUUUCUGAGCGAUGGAAGCACAGUGAUGAAGCCUACAACUGACUGUUGUAAUGGAUAUCAGACAGUGAUCGCUGUUGAUCCAAGAUGUAUUUGUUUCGCUAUUAAGAGUAGUGGGGAUUUGGGUAUUCAACUUAAUAUCACCAAAGCCAUGACUCUUCCUUCUGCUUGUGGAUUUCCUGCUCCUCCUGUUGAUUGUGGCACAUCCCUACCUCCUUUAGAUUCUGGUCCACUCACAUCUCCAUCUCCAUCUCCAUCGAUGCUGCCUCCUUCGAAUGAUAAGCCAACACCAUCACCAUCUAAUGAUGAGCCAUCAGAUGGUGGAGAUGAUGAUGAAGAAUCGCCAGCAAAAGCCCCCGCAGAGAAUGAUGAUCAGGAGGGAGGAAGCAGUGAAGCUCCGGCACCAUCACCGUCAAUAGAAAAUGGAGGAAUAUAUUCAACUUCUGUCUCUUUAGUUGCGGUUAUUAGCAUGAUUGUGGCUUCAGUCUCUUCUGUUCACUUGUUUGGUUAG